AAUGAAAUUCGCCAUCAUGGCGCCAAACAUUGCGUAGUGUUGUUGUGAAAAUGAUAAAUUUCAUUACAUCUCUCAGCAUCUACUGUGAAACAGAAAGCUAUUCACCGAAUUAACGGAGGUUAAAAAUUUUUUGGCAUCUAUUACCCAACACCCUUUGCAAGAUGCCUUUAACAAAAAGUUCCAAAAAGGGCGUUGGAAAGCGUGAUGAUAGCCCAGAAGCAGGGCCUUCAAAAAAGGACAAGUAUAGCAGCGAUGAAGAGGAACAGCCUAUUCCAAGAAAAGGCAAAAGUCAAAGUUCCAAAAUGUCAAAACAAGGGAAGAUAAGUAAAAGAAGCCCUAAUGUUAUAAGUAAAUCAAGUGGUGUGAACUCUGGUCAUAAUAAGCCUGCAGAGUUGUUCCGGAAAGAUCUCAUCAGUGCUAUGAAAAUGGCAGAUACAGAAAUUUUGUACGAGAGUGAGUACCUGGUUAUAUCUGAUCCAUGGAGACAAGAGUGGGAGAAGGGGGUGCAGGUGCCUGUCAACGAGGAGGAGAUCCCACCUUCACAGAUCAGGGAAAUUAGAAAGCUACCAAAGAAUGGAGAUUUUAAGCAGCCUCUACGUAAAUAUCUUCAUGAGAAGGUAGAUGAUACAUAUCAAGCCAGCAUUCAUGAGUUGACUGGGAUGCAAGAACUAGCUGAACAGAUAGUUCGUUAUGACCUGGAUGAUCAAGAUGUCACAUGGCUGCAGCUAGUCAAUGAAGACAGGGAGGAGAUGGGCUUACAGUUAAUCAAUGAAUGGAAUAUGGAGCGAAUGAUAGAAGAGCUAGAAAAUCAGUGUUAUAUUAAAACAAAUGCUUUAAAGAAAACAGAGGAAGGCUUAGGCAUAGAGUACGAUGAAGAUGUUGCUUGUGAUGUCUGCAGAAUGCUUGAAAGUGAAGAUACAAAUGAAAUGGUAUUUUGUGAUGGCUGUGAUAUAUGUGUUCAUCAGGCUUGCUAUGGUAUCCAGACAAUUCCAGAGGGUAGCUGGCUGUGUAGAAUCUGUGCACUAGGAAUCAAACCUAUGUGUUUGUUGUGCCCUAAACGGGGAGGUGCCAUGAAAUCAACUAAAAGUGGCACAAAGUGGACCCAUGUAAGCUGUGCGCUGUGGAUUCCUGAAGUUAGUAUAGGCUGUCCUGAAAAGAUGGAGCCAGUCACUAAAAUAUCCAAUAUCCCUCCAUCAAGGUGGGCCUUAGUGUGUAGCUUAUGUAAGGAGCGUGUAGGUGCUUGUAUCCAAUGUUCUGUCAAGCAGUGUAAGACAGCAUUUCAUGUCACAUGCGGGUUUGCACACAACCUGGACAUGAAAACAAUAGUUGAUGAUUCUGAUGAGGCAGAUGGGAUACACUUACGGGCCUACUGUCCUAAACACACAAAGAAUAGAAAUGCCUCGGAUUCAGAGUCCCCAAAGAAAGAAGACAAUGUAGACAAUGAAAAUGAAAUAUCAGAAGCAGAGAUGGCCAAGAAAAGAUUAGAGAAGCUGAAGCAGAUAGAAAGUGAAUUUUUUACUUUGGUGGAUGUCAAUGAGAUCGCUGAGAAGUUUUAUAUACCAGAAGAAGCUGUAGAUAUUGUAGCUGAGUAUUGGAAACUAAAAAGAAAAGUAAAUAAUAACAAGCCUUUGAUAACACCAAAAAUGGAAGAAGAGGAUCAAAUGCAGAAGCAGCAGAAAGACAGUCUGAGUGCUCGGAUGAAGAUGUUCGUCCACUUGCGCCAGGACUUGGAAAGGGCCCGCAACUUGUGUUAUAUGAUCAGCAAAAGGGAGAAAACAAAGAAACAAUUUUUCCAGAUCAAAGAGAGUGUUUUCAAAAGUCAAGUUCGUGUUCUCACCGACCCCGACCUUAACCUCAGCGCCAGAGAAGCUGAGAAAGUACGCCAAGAAUAUCAUUUUAAUUCCCUGUACAGCAACUAUGGCAUCCUGGGCGCUCACAGCAGCAAGCAGCCUCGGAAUAACCUUUUCACUCUGGAGAAUCUCAAAACCCCCAAGGACUUUUCUGACAAUGAAAAGACGCAGGAUAGCUAUGUAAAUGAGACAAAAUCCUCAUCAGGACAGUCCAACCUUGGGAAGGAAGACAGGCAAAGUAGCAAAAGUAAGGCAGCCAAAGGUUCUAAAACUGACAAGGCUAGCCACAGGAAGAAUCUGUUUGCCGUUGACACUUUCAACAUCAUGACAGACUCCCCAGCUGAGAGCAGCGGGGAUGAGCACUUAUCCACCGCGGCUAAAACCACUCACUCCUCCCAGAUGAGCCGGCUGGGCAAAGUCAAGUUAAAGGAGAUAGAAGAGGUGUCAGCCACUGGAGAUCCCAUUGUGAAAACUGUCCCAGAAUCCCCCAGCAAGAAGAGCCUGGUCCCCGCCAGUGACUUUGGUAAAAAGUUGAGCCUUUUCCUGCAGUCCAAGACGAAGAUGCAGCAGCUGCAGGAGAGGAGGUACGACCAGGUGCGGGAGGCGCUGCACAUCGUGGUGGACCAGUCUGAGGACAGCGAGGUGUUCACGUCAGACACCAACACCGUCCUGUCCACGGUUGACCAGCCCAGGAAUCUGUUUGAGCAGUUCAGCAUGCAGGAUAAAAAGUUUGUGUCCUCUCCUGAGAUCUCUGGGGACAACAAGUGUAACGUCCAGCCCCUGAGGCAUCAGAAAAAGUUGAAGAAACGCAAGCACAGCCGCUCUCCCCCUAAGGUACAAAAACUUCGUCUGCUUGUGUCGCCCUCAGAGCAGUCCAGCAGCUCCAGUGUGUCCGUUAAAUCUGAGUUAACACCAGAUGUUACGGCAGACGUCGGUGCUCUGACCACUGUCAACUCACAGCUGAGUGCCACAGCCCUACCCUCUGACACUGACUCCCAGCCUCACCCACCUGUCUUAUCACCAAAAGGCAGGAAGAAGAAAUCCAGAAAAAACCGCAGCCUGACCCCAGACAGAGCUCUGAAAUCCAAAAACCUUCUCCUGUCUCCAACCCCUCGGGUUGAACCUGAUAGUGUGUAUGCCACGCUGGAUGGGGACAUCUAUGUACCCACUGGCAAAAUUCUCAUGACAGAGAGGACAAUUGUCUUAGAUGAUCCCAAGGAGGAGGACGGGGCGCGUCUGCAAAGUAAGUUGAGGCUGAAGAAGAAAGCCAACUCACCACUCAAGGGUAAGGUCACGUAUGAGGUGGUCAAGGAUGAGGACGACAGGAAGGACAUUUUUGUAGAUGACCCACCCAAAUUAGAAGCAGAGGCAGAGAAAAAUAUUUUUGAUCGUGUUGUGGAAACUUUGCCAUUGGUACCAGAUGUUGCUGAAGUCUCCACUCAAAGGAGUGUGCGUUUAAAGAAUAAAAACGUGGAGGAAGCAUCCCCUGGUAGAAGGACACGACACAGUAAAACUGAGACCGCCGGUCAAACGCGACACAGUAAAACUGAGACCGCUGGUCAAACGCGACACAGUAAAACUGAGACCGCUGGUCAAACGCAACACAGUAAAACUGAGAGCGCCAGUCAAACACAAAACAGUAAAGUGCCUGAGGUGGCUAGUGUGCCAGAGGUGAAAGCUGAGGUUGUCAGUGAAGACCAAGAACCCUCCGAGACAAACAGCCGCAAAAAAAGGCAGCCAAGACGAAAGCGUAAUGUGUCCACCAACGACACAGAGAAGGGAGAACUUUCUGAUGAAAACUUCCGCCCCAGCGGUGGGUCACCCAAGGUGCCACCCAUUGACAAGUCACAACGACCUAAAAGGUCACGGAAAAACAGACUAGUUCAUUCUGAUGAAACAGAUGGGGAAGAUGAUUCUGAUGAUUUCCAGGAGAAGCCACAUAAAAGAAAUCUCUUCACAAAACCAAAGGCUCCCCCUAAUGGAGCCCAAAGUGUGCAGUUGAUACCCUUGCCUAACAAGCCAGCUCUGAACUGUUUGUUAGAUGCUAAAAAACUUGUUGUUAAGGAAGAGCUCUGUAAACAGGUUGGUAAUCGCCUAAGCAGGCACCUGAAGGAGAGGGGCAGAUGGGGAAGUUUCAAUGGAGUUAGCAAUCAAACAACUUUAGAUAAAUUUCUUAAAAGGACAGGCAGUAGUGAAAAUGUUUUCUCCAAGCCUGACAGCAAAGUGAAUGGCAAAGUGACCAGACCAGAUCUCUGCCCCCUGCGGGUCAACAAAUCUUCCUCGUUAAACAGCUACAAUGAUAGCUCUGGGUUGCCAGAUGCAGACAUGGCCCCAGCGUCACCUGUCAAGUCAGCUGUGUUUGGCUGCCACAGCUCACCUAGGCAAGGCUUGAACAGCUACCGCAGUCCACACAAGAACGACGUCUUGGGGGACCAGAAUCUGACACCGUCUAAUGACUCAAAAGAGUCUGUGUUUGGCGAUGUGGAAAAACUACACAAGCCUUCGCGGCAGCUUUCUUUUGAGGAUGUGGGUAAAAAAAAUGAUAUUUCACCAGCCAAGAGCAAGUGUGAUUUGGCUGAGGUUGUAAAAACUCCUUCAAAAUGUGAACUCUCUGAGUUUUCUGAGGAGAAACUGGACUGUAACAGGAGCUAUAGAUCUCAUUCCCCGCCCUCCAGCGAGGGCAGUUGCGCAUCAAGUCGCAUCCAUCAGCUGGACUCAAGAGAAAGUACCCCAAGUAGGCGCGUCACCAGGAGUUGGAUUAACGAAGAUGAUCAAAGUCCCAACACUCGCUUACGUAAAAGGGAAACUUUGUUAAAAGCCCCUCAGUUUAAAUUGUGACAAUAAGUAGAAUUGUGUGUGUUGGGAAGGGGGGGGGGGUGAGAAAAUGUAAUUGUGUGAUGUGUGGAUCAUUGGGACUACAUUGUAUUUUGUUGUGCCAGCGUUGUGCUGGAUUAAUGUCUAAAUGAUUGCUUAUGUUUGGGUUUUUUUUUUUAAAAGCUUGGUAAAAAGUUAAAUUUUUUUAAACAAAACUUGAGGCACAAUAUUUUUCAAGCAAAGUAAUUCUGGACUAGUAAAUCCUAUGUUUCAAGUUAAAACUUUUUAAAAAAAUCCACAUGAACCCAUCAAUACAAUGAGCAAUAUUUUACUGGUAAACAAAUAACAAAACUGACAUGUUUCUCAGGCCUACCUGCAUUUAAAGUAACAGAUUUUAACUGGUUCACUAGCUUUUUCUCAAUCAUCAAUACAAAUGUAUAGAAAAUGGCAAACAUUAAUCACUCUACCAUUGUAUGUUAUUUAUAGUAAUCUUGUAUGAAAGUCUCCACUGUAAAUUAUUCCUAAUGAAAUCUGCAUGGUUACAUGCCCAGACUAGCUGGAGGUUAAUUGUGUGAGUGUGUUAGCUGCAGUUAAUGCAGUGUUGUUUACAUGAUCUUCUGGGUGUGUGUGUGUACAUGUCAUGCACAUUAUUAAACCGUCUGUUUUAAGAUGGUAUCACAUUCUUGACAUUCAUUUGUUGAUAGUUUUAAUCAAAUAUAAACUUGAUGAUUUGUGAGUCUAAAAUUGAUUGUUAUCAAAGCCACUCUUCAAAUGGUCAAUAAAUGUCUUUUUUUUUUUUCAUUUUAAAAAAUACAGCCUUCAUGGCUGCCUCCAACAUAAUACUUAUGAUCUAUUUCAUCUGCUCAAGUGUCCCUCAAACAUAAUGGAAUAUAAAGUAUUGGCUGUGCCUUAUAGAAAGUGUAUAAUUCAAACUUUAAACAUUUAGAAUCUAGCUCCCAUCAAUUCAUUCAGCUUCUGAAGAUGUUCCAUCUUGUUUAUGCUAGCUGUUUGUUUUAACCAGUCUUUAUUGUGAGUGGGUUAGUACAACUAAUGCUAAUACUCUCGGCUAAAGAAGACAUUUUUCCGCAUUUUAUUUUACAUUUACUCAUACAUCACUGAAGUUUACGUAGGUGGCACUUGUUUAAAACUGGGAAGAAAUGUUUAUAGACUCGUAAAUAUGUAAAAAUGUACCAUUUUCAUCUUCCAUUGUUGGUUUAUGCUGAUGUGCAUAGUGUUAAGGAAACAAACUGUCCAUCUGUUGUAAUUAGUGUGUAUAGUCGACAUUGUUUGUCCUGUGACCUCUGGCGUAAUGACACUAGUAGUAGAGAUUUACUAAGUUUUAUUUGACUGUGAUAACUGGGGCUUACAAUUAAAUUUCAUUUGUUUUUUCUAAACACUCAGAUUUUUAGAAUAAAUUCCUGUAGUUUGUCAGCAAACUAAAAAACUUGGUAAACAACAUGAGCAACUGGAUGGAUUCAAUUGGCAACAGUUGUAUGUACACAGCAGUCCAGUUUUUCUCACAUUGACUAAUGGCAGCCUCUUAUGGGUUUAGUAGUGUGUAGGAAACAUCUUACAAAAAAAAGCCAUUUGUGGAGUUUUUAUUCACAAAUAAAAUAUGUACAUCUUUUUCU
This is a messenger RNA of Physella acuta, 6295 nucleotides long. Its product is annotated as PHD finger protein rhinoceros. The record is from RefSeq and is a predicted model, not a curated record. Gene Ontology annotation, biological process: regulation of transcription by RNA polymerase II. Lineage: Eukaryota; Metazoa; Mollusca; Gastropoda; Physidae.